This is a messenger RNA of Pomacea canaliculata, 3836 nucleotides long. Its product is annotated as ATP-binding cassette sub-family F member 3-like. The record is from RefSeq and is a predicted model, not a curated record. Gene Ontology annotation, molecular function: ATP hydrolysis activity; ATP binding. Lineage: Eukaryota; Metazoa; Mollusca; Gastropoda; Architaenioglossa; Ampullariidae.
UCAUCAUUUAUUUCAGGCCGUGGCAUGAGGUCUCGGAGCUGCUGUUCUCGAGAGUACGAACAUCCGGCAUGGCGGCUUACAGAGAUGUGUUGACACAACAUUUUCCCAGCAUCGAUCGAGAAAUUUCAGACUAUGUCUCGAGUAUAUUGGAAGAUGGAGGAGACGACUUUGGGACGAGUGAAGAUCUUUUUGAUGCUAUUGGCAUGCUUUUGCAGCAGGCAGACGAUAGUAAGACGGAAGAUGAGAUCAAAAUUAUAUGCAGCUGUCUCCAUUCAUCAAUGAAUUUUCAGGAUGAUGAUGUUCCAAAAGUAAUCAAUGGUGUACGUAAAGUGCUUGAUGCACCUGUACACCUUGCCUCACUGGCACAGGUGAUGGAUACAAAAGUGGAGGAGGACAACAGCAUAUGGAUGAAACGUCGCGACAUGGGCUCAACAGUGAAUCAAAAGAAACUGGAGAAGGCAGAAGCCAAAAUCCAAAAAAAACAAGGAAAGCGUUCAGAUGCCCCUCCGAAGGAAAAGAACAUUAUCCAAGAGUUAGCAUCAGCCUCCCAACAGAUCAACAAACGAGAUGCACGUUUGGAUGCAUCAGGCACCAGCCGAUCGUUAGACAUCAAAAUUGAAAACUUUGAUAUCGCCUUUGGGGACAAGACACUUUUGACUGGAGCAAACAUCCAUCUAGUCUGUGGUCGGCGUUAUGGCUUGAUUGGCCGCAAUGGACUUGGAAAAACAACUCUUCUGAAGCUUAUAUCAAGCCGACAUUUAAAGAUCCCAUCACACAUCUCAGUGCUGCAUGUGGAGCAGGAAGUCACAGGGGAUGAUACUGUGGCAUUGCAGAGCGUUCUAGAAUGUGAUGAAAAAAGAGAGAGUCUCUUAGCAGAAGAGAAAGCACUCAACCAGAAGCUCCACUCCUCGAGUCCUGAAGGUGACCUAUCAGAAAGGCUACAAAAGGUCUAUCAAGAGCUGGAGGCAAUGGAAUCCGACAAAGCUCCUUCUAAGGCAGCUCAAAUACUCAAUGGACUUGGCUUUUCACCCAAAGACCAACAGCGACCAACAAGGGAGUUUUCAGGAGGUUGGCGAAUGCGACUGGCACUGGCACGGGCGUUGUUUACAAGGCCUGAUUUAUUGCUGUUAGAUGAGCCGACAAACAUGUUGGAUAUGAAGGCCAUCAUAUGGUUGGAAAACUACUUGCAGGACUGGCCUAAAACCAUACUAGUUGUCUCCCAUGACCGUCAGUUUCUAAACUCUGUGGCAACAGACAUCUUGCAUCUCCAUUCUCAGCGCUUAGAUGUAUAUCGUGGCAAUUACGAGGUCUUCUACAAGACCAGAGAGGAGAAGACGAAGAACCAAAUGAAAGAAUAUGAGGCACAGAAACAAUACCGUGAACAUAUACAGGUGUUUAUAGAUAGAUUUCGUUACAAUGCCAAUAGAGCAUCACAAGUACAGAGUAAGCUGAAGCUCCUGGAAAAAUUGCCGGAGCUGAAACCAAUUGAAAAAGAGACAGAGGUAGUUUUGAGGUUUCCAGAGUGUGAAAAGCUUUCUCCCCCUAUUCUCCAACUGGAUGAAGUGACGUUUUACUACACAACGGAAAAGGUCAUCUUCUCCAAUGUGUGCCUCAAUGCAAACAUGACCUCCAGGAUCUGUAUUGUGGGAGAGAACGGAGCAGGCAAAACAACUCUGCUGAAAUUACUGCUUGGAGAACUCUCACCAGUGAAGGGUAUUCGUCAUGCCCACCGUAACUUGCGCAUUGGCUACUUCACCCAGCAUCAUGUAGAUCAGCUGGACAUGAAUGUUUCAUCUGUUGAGCUUAUGGCCAGCAAGUUUCCAGGUUUGUCAGCAGAAACAUAUCGUGGGCAACUUGGGAAGUUUGGGGUGAGUGGAGACCUCUCCUUGCGACCUGUGGUGAGUUUGUCAGGAGGCCAGAAAAGCAGAGUUGCAUUUGCCGUGAUGAGUGCUGCAAACCCAAAUUUUUUUGUUCUUGAUGAGCCCACUAACCACCUGGAUAUGGAGACUAUUGAGGCCCUAGGGGAGGCUUUGAGAAUAUUUGAGGGAGGUGUCGUUUUGGUAUCUCACGAUGAGCGACUGAUCCGUAAGAUCUGCAGUGAACUUUGGGUUGUCAGUCAGGGGUCGGUGCGAUCUCUUGAAGGUGGCAUUGAUGAAUACAAGGCUCUUGUUCAAGCAGAGCUGGACUUAAGCUAGCCUUGCCAUGGCCACUUUCAGGAAGACUUAAUUUGUGCAAAGCUAUAGUCCACAAAGCUUGUUUUAGUUAGCUGCAUGCUGGGAGUCUAAAUGCCAUCUGUGCAGCAAUGAAAAUAAGAUUGUCUGAUGCCUUGAAGAGUGAUUGUUAAAGAUAUGUUGAAGAAUGUGCAAAAAUAAUGAGAGAAUUGGUGGUUGCAUUUAUUGUUAAGAGUGGGUCACAGGCUAAGUUUGAAAUAAAGAGAUCCAUGGCAUACGCUGAAAGUGUACAUCAUUGUUCCCAUCCCUGUGUUCUAAAACUUCUGCUGUGGUUCUCUUCAGUAUGUUAAUCAUGAAAUGAUCCUAAAAUGCCUUGAUUAUUUUUUUGCUUGAGAAAGAAAAAGAUGCCCUUAUUCACACAGCAUCUCUGGCAAUAGUAUGUUCUCCAACUACAACUGGAUAUUCUCCCUUAUUUAAAACAUAAAUUCUGCUGUGUGAUUGUGAGCAUAUGAUUCGCAAAGUUGCCCUUUAUAUAUAGUUACAUCAGUUUUUUUUUAUGAAUCUCUAACUUAACACUUGUCCUUUUUUUCCCCGAAACAUUUUUGUUUUUUUAGUUAUUUAAUUUUUUUUAUUUUGUUUUUUUCUUUUUUUUUUUUUAAUCUGAUGUGGUAAAUUCUGUAAUCUUCUAGUGGUUAAAGCAUGUUAAUGCAUGGGGAGUGCCUGUCUCUGUGCUCCAAAAACACUACAUGAUAAUUAAGGUAACAACUUUAAGCAUGACAUCUGUAGGUGAACAUACUAAUUCACUUAUACUGGCUCUGAGUGAACAAGGCCUGCUGCAGAUUCAACCUAUGGAAAAAUAGUCCUGAGUCUGUUAGCUUCCAGACAUGAUAAUAAAUUUUAUCUAUUGGCUUCAGAUUCCAGUGCUUGUGUUCCCCCCCGGGAAAGUUGUAAAAUGGUCGCAUCCAAAUAUUUGUUGUUAUUUAGGCUGAUAAAUUUUGCUAGCUUUCAACCAUGAUUAAAUUCUUCAGUUUAGUGGGUGUGGGCUUUUUUUUAUUCUUGAAUAUAAUCAUUUAACACACUGGUUUUAUCUAUCGUCAUCUAAUAUCAGCUUCGAGUCAGCAACAUUUUAGGCCUGUUCCGCUUUUUGGAUGCAAACACCGGUUUGUCACUUUCCCAUGGAUGUUUUCCAAGUUCUCGACUUAGGACAAUAAGUAGCUAACCCCAAGGGACGCAAUUCUAUUUACUAGAGUUGUGUCCCUUGCACCACUUCUAGCUGUGGACUGACGUUCUGCUGAAAGUCAUCAAAAGUGCAUGAACUUCCGGAUAAAGUCACAGCUCUCGUUAUUUGCCAAGCCAUUAUUUUGACAGACGGUUCUAAAGUUGACAAAAAAGUUCGGACUCUGGGUGGUUUGUUUUUUUUUUUUUCAAGAUGAUGCCCAUGCGUGCUUUGCAUACCUUGUGUGGCGUUUGCUGAUGCGUGAGCGUGUAGAAUGAGGACUGCGACAGAUGCUUCAGCUGGUCUGUUAGUAAUGUUGGAAAGAUACCGAAAGUGGCAUUAAAUAAUCUGAAUGUAACAUCUGAUAUACGUUUUUUUGAUAUGGUUUUUCUUGUUUCUGUUUUAGUAUUUUUGUUUCGCUUGUGAAGCCGCAUAAAUGAGCAAAAUGA